CUCGAAGACACCAAGUAAUGGAAUAAAAAGUAUGGACGAACGGCCAAUUCGUACAUGGAGGGAGACAUCCAAGGGGUUAAGAUUAGACUAGUCCACCGAAUAACCCCGAUAUCUGGGCCACGAUGUGGAUCAGACCUUCAAACCGGAGCAUCGAGUCGACGAGUACAAGUCCAAAUCACAAGGUCAUGAUGAACGCCAAAUUCUCCUGCUGCUUGCCAAUGCGACUGGACCGGGCAGGCCCUAAAUGAAUGAGAUCCGUUCGGAACUCGAAGUGGUUAAAACAUGAUCCGAACGGCGAGGGGAUGCACGUGGAGCUUGAGUGCUCGGGGGCCAUGAAGAUAUUUCAUCCUUACGCCACUGCUCGCACCCCAAUUCCAACACACGAGAGUGACGAAGCAUUUUCAAGCGCCAACGUACGAAAAAGUCGAAAAGAUCUCGCUCGCGUCUUUAUCCGCCCACACAACUCACAGCCACUUUUGAACGCUCGCAGAAAGAGAAUGAGCAUCCCGGACUGCGAGCGGCAAGUGGGUUCCGUGAUCGCAAACCCCAUCGACGAAUCGAUCGAACAAUCGAGGGGGAGAGAGCGGGGUCCGGCCUCGAUACAUGUCCUCCGCCCCAUGGCGCGCGCAUUCAUUACAGCUCACUCGCCUUUUGGAUUCAUCGUCCGAAUCCAAGGACCGCGGACGGAAAAGCAAAGCUUGUCAUGUCGUCGUCGUCGUCGUCGUGGCGCCUACAGCAGCAGAUUCGGCUUCGAAGCUGUCUUCCUGCGCGCCCGUCUUCUUCUUGCGCUUCUUCGGGCCACAUCGCUCGAUCCAUCGACCUCCCGGCGGCCCCCGAGGCCCCACCUCCGCGCCGCAUUGAUCAUCGAUCUUCGCCCAUCCUCCUUCGUCCUGGCGGAAUGGAGCAUUCGGCAUCGCCUGUCGUCGACUCACUCACCCACCCCCUGCUCGAGACACGGCUGCGACAAAGGCUCCCCGCCCCGUCGCCCUGCCCCGGAUUUAUCUGUCGCCAGGCUUAUCCAUCAUUGCGGCUCGGCCCGGCUCGACAUUUUUCCCGACCAUACCUUUCAGGCUGCCCGAGGCAGCCUGAAAGGUAUGGUCGGGACUUCUAGCCGUGACGCGUGGCCGACCCGGUUCCCAGUUCAGUUUGGCUCACUGCGCAGCCCCAGCCCCGAACUUGGUAGCUGGCCCACUCGCCUCUGA
Messenger RNA from Marchantia polymorpha subsp. ruderalis, 1202 nucleotides. The record is from the annotation of a GenBank genome assembly. NCBI's taxonomy places the organism in Eukaryota, Viridiplantae, Streptophyta, Marchantiopsida, Marchantiales, Marchantiaceae.